This is a messenger RNA of Perkinsus marinus ATCC 50983, 892 nucleotides long. RefSeq lists its product as hypothetical. Gene Ontology annotation, cellular component: nucleolus. The record is from RefSeq and is a predicted model, not a curated record. The transcript is spliced from 9 exons. The coding region runs from base 10 to 822 and encodes 270 amino acids. Gene Ontology annotation, molecular function: RNA binding. Lineage: Eukaryota; Perkinsozoa; Perkinsida; Perkinsidae.
CUCUCCGGUAUGUCUUCUGCCACUGCAUCCUGGAGCGACAUUGCCAAGAAGGCAGCCCAACCAUCAUCCGGACCGGUCCGGAAAGUCCGCGGGACUCGGACUAGAAGGGAUGAUCCCGUUCCUCUCACUGGUCCUGAGGACAAGGACAUGGAUAUCGUGCUUGACCCCGUAGAGAUGGCCGCGGCUGAAAUCGACUACGAGCCUAUGGAGACUGACUCGAAGGAGGGAUACUCUAAACCAUCGUUUAAGCCCGUGACUGCUGAGGAAGAGGAGCGGGGAAUGCGAGAGGUUCGAAGGAUUGCGGUUCCUCCUCACCGAAUGACCCCGCUUCGUAAUAGCUGGUUGAAGCUAUUGGAGCCUCUAGUCCAGCAUAUGAAACUUCAGGUCAGGAUGAACACCAAACGACGUUGUGUCGAGAUGAGACGUGGUCCUGGUGCUGAGGUUAACUCUCUUCAGAAGGGCGCUGAUUUCAUAAAAGCCUUUAUGCUCGGCUUUGACAUUCAAGACGCCAUCGCCUUGCUGAGAUUGGAUGAUCUUUUCCUUGAGUCAUUUGAAGUUAAGGAUGUCAAGCGGCUCACUGGUGAUCAUCUAUCUCGAUGCAUUGGACGCAUUGCUGGUAAGGAUGGUAAGACCAAGUACGCCAUUGAGAACUCCACUCGGACGCGAAUUGUGCUUGCCGAAGACAAGAUUCACCUGCUUGGUUCUUUCACGAACAUCCGUCUGGCAAGGGAUGCUAUUUGCAGUCUGAUCCUAGGGAGCCCACCUAGUAAAGUAUACCAAAGGCUGCGUACUGUCAGCAAACGUGUUCAAGAGCGUCUGUAGAUAUAACCUUUACACUCUGGCGACUUUACCAUUUCCAUAACGACAUCUUGUACUACGUUUCUCGCUCCCA